UCAAGUUCAAGAAAAUUUCUGCAGCAGAAAAGUGAGAGAGGAAGUUCGACGCUGCGUUUUCCUGAGUUUGGAAACAUUUUUUGCGCCUCUUUCUUAUUCCUUUACUGUUUCGAUAUGGUAAUUGGCAUGGAGCGGCUUGACCUGGUGAUCCUCGGUUUGCCACGUGCCGUCAUCUCUAGCUCAGCCCGUUCUCAGUUAAAAAAACGUCUGCGGUGUUGCCGGUCUACAAUCUCUUCCGAGCUUUCUUUUUGCACUGGAACCGUAUGUGUUUGCUGGAAACCCAGAGUCAAAACAACAAAUGAAUCCGACAUCCUUGAUACCCACCUCCAAAUUCCCCUUGAACACUCGAAGAGUUCACUUCAGAGCCCAAAUUUCCCCUCCAUCGACGGCGCCGAUAUCCCAGCUGAGAACCACCGAACUUCAAGAACCGCCCAAGAACCCCAAAACAGAGACCACCAAUGAUAGGUUCCCAACCAUGACCGACAUAAUCAGCGCCUCAACGGCCCAGAACCUUGACAUUGAGCUGAAAACGCUGGGACCCUUUUUCAGAAUCACGGCCAGGAGCUUGGACGCCCGGCAAGAGCUCGGGAGGGCUGAGGGUUUGAUCCGGGUCUGGACAGGAGGGAAGAUUCUGCACCUGGAUUCGAUCAGGUUGAGGAGAGAGACGCUGGGGAUGGAGAGAUCCAUAUUUGGGAUAGGGCUGUUCAUUGGAGCUGUGGCCAUAAGGCAUGGGUACGAGUGUGGCUGCAGGAGGGCCGAGUUGCUGGCCAUCAAUGACUCGGAACUUUACCAUUCCAAGCUGGUUAGAUUUUACACGAGAAUCGGGUUCGAGGCAGUGCACGAGGUGACAGGAUCGACGAUGGGUGACAUUGCUCACAUGUUGGUAUGGGGCGGUGUCGGGACAAGGAUGAAUGCCAACAUUGAGGACCUCCUAAUCAAGUGGUGUACCCGUUUCAAGUCCCAGAAAUAAUUCUUCCUCCUCCGCAAUCUUGCUAGAGCAAACCCAAAACCAUGCUCAAGGAAUGUAAAAGAAGAGAAACCUGUGAAGCUGUAGCAAAUUACUGACUCAUCUGUCCAAAACUGUACAGGGCUCAGAUUUUUUCUUUUUCUCUGCAAUUACACUGGCAUAUAUUUUGUGAAUAAGUCACUCUUUACAAGCCUAGAAAAAGAAGGGACAGAUUGCCAGCAUCAUUUCCCAGUCCUGUGUAUGUAUCUGCAAGACUAAAUUGUGUGCAGGUGAAUCGACCCACAUAAGCGAUUCCAUCA
Molecule: messenger RNA, 1266 nt
Organism: Eucalyptus grandis
Lineage: Eukaryota; Viridiplantae; Streptophyta; Magnoliopsida; Myrtales; Myrtaceae
Exons: 2
Coding region: 299-970 (223 amino acids)
Source: RefSeq, a predicted model, not a curated record